CUGUUUCGCACGCGUCGCUUCCGCCGCCGGAAGAAGCCGACAGCUCUGCGGAGCAGGAAGAAGUGGCGCCCCCUAGUAAGAAGAAGAAGAAGAAGAAGGCGGAAACGGCCAGCGAGUCAGAGGGGGACGGCUCCGACGUCGACAGGAAGAAGAAGAAGAAGAAGAAGCGUCGGAAGCACAAGAAGCACCGGAAACACAAGCACAAGAAGGAGGAGGAAGGCGAGCGACUGCUGGCGCCACCUGGUAGCAGCCUCGACGAGCUAGAGAAGGAGCUGAGAGAGAGGGCGCUACUGUCUAUGAAUAAGGUGCAGGCGACGACGCUCGAGGAAUUCGAGGAGCAGCUGCGGCUGCGCGAGGAGGAGGAGUCACUCCGCCGCCAGGUGGCGCAGCAUGCGCACCGGCAGACGGCGAAGUCGGACGACUGAGCGCCGCCGACGACGACCGUUCGCUUGUUUGUGCCGCGGGACGAUAGAUGGCGUGACGUGUCGGAUUGCUUGAGAGAGCGGCGAGAGAGAUGGGAGGAGAGCUCGGUGUCUCCCCCUGGGGGUGCGUUCGUAGUUCGCAGGCGGCAAUUUGCCGGAGAGAAUGAGAGAGGAGAGAGAGAGAGAGAGAGAGAGAGAGAGAGAGAGAGAGAGAGAGAGAGAG
Molecule: messenger RNA, 645 nt
Organism: Priapulus caudatus
Lineage: Eukaryota; Metazoa; Priapulida; Priapulimorpha; Priapulimorphida; Priapulidae
Product: serine/arginine repetitive matrix protein 1-like
Exons: 4
Source: RefSeq, a predicted model, not a curated record